This is a messenger RNA of Thecamonas trahens ATCC 50062, 2260 nucleotides long. RefSeq names its product CAP-Gly domain-containing linker protein 4. The coding region runs from base 35 to 2221 and encodes 728 amino acids. Lineage: Eukaryota; Apusomonadida; Apusomonadidae. Gene Ontology annotation, biological process: SCF-dependent proteasomal ubiquitin-dependent protein catabolic process. The transcript has 2 exons. Gene Ontology annotation, molecular function: protein binding. Gene Ontology annotation, cellular component: SCF ubiquitin ligase complex. The record is from RefSeq and is a predicted model, not a curated record.
CCCCUGCCCACCCCCUGCUCACCCCCUGCUGGCCAUGGAGACGUGGUCGGUGGGCGACAGAGUGGCCGACAGACACGGAAAUACGGGAUCGGUGCGGUUUGUGGGCGAGACAGAGUUUGGUCAGGCUGGCGAGGUGUGGGUCGGACUGGAGAUGGACGCCAGGGUCGGGUCAGGCGACGGCUCGGUCGACGGCGUGGCCUACUUUGCCGCCAAGUCCAAGCACGCCAAGUUUGUGCGCCCGGGCAUGAUCUCGGCCGAGGCAUCGACACCGAUGACGCCGAUGACGCCGCAGCUCUCGCGCACGUCGUCCAUGGCCUCAGACUUUGGAACCCAACCGCUCUCGCCGGCCGUCCGCGCACGGAUCCCGCCACACAUCGCCCAACGGCUCGCCGCCGUCGGCUUGCCCUCGCUCCCUCAGCUGAAGCAGGCCCAGUCAAAGGUUGCGCUCGGCUCGCGUGCCGCAGACCGCGACGGAAACCUGGGCACGGUCCGGUUUGUCGGCUUUACCGACUUUGCGCCCGGCGUGUGGGUCGGACUCGAGCUCGAUCGCCCACGCGGCAAGCAUAGCGGCUCGGUCGACGGUGUCCCGUACUUUACUGCUGCACCCAACUGUGGCAAGCUUGUGCGGGUCGAGAGCGUCCGCGACCCGGCUGAUGUCGCGGCAAAGGCCAAGGCCAGCAGUAGUGACGGUGGCGGCGACGCCGGCCUCGUGCCGGUUGCGGUCGUCACUGCGCCGUCAAACGGUUCGGGCUCAGGCACGGACUCGGGCUCGGACUCGAGUGAGCAGUCGACGGCAUCGACAGCGGCGACGUCAUCAUCCAAGUCGACGGCAGCGUCUGAUUCGGCAGCCGCUGCCUCGGCCGACAACCUCGACGGCAUUGUGGUUGUCGACGAUAGCAGCAACGUCGACGUCCCUCCGAGCGAAUCUAGCAGGUCGCUCCGGCCGUCACGGUCAGUCGAGUCGGUGGCACCUGCCAGCACGCCGCCAGGCUCUCCGCCACAGGCCUCCGCCGCAGCAGCGCGCAUGUUCCCACACCUCCGCAAUGAGAUGCCAUCGCCGAUUGCGCGGCGGGCAUCGAUUGCAUCGCCAAACGCACGGCACCUCCCGCCGCGGAUUCCGGCCUCGUCGUUGGCCAACGUCAACGCCGCGCUCAACAUGGACACUGCACUUCUCGAGGCCUCCAAGGAGCUCACCGGGCCGCGCGACCGCAUGGCCCACAGGCUCAAGCACGUCGCUGACGUCGACGUCCCGUUCCUCCUCGCCGAGAUGCUCGACAACGGCCGGCUCGACGACUCAAGCCUCGUCCCGCUCCUGCGACCGGGCAUGGUCAGCCUCGACCUGCGCGGAGCGACCAAGCUCACCGACGCCGCGUACAUCACCAUUGCCUCGUCGUGCCCGCAUUUGACCACCCUCGUCGCUGCCGAUAGCUCGCUGAGCGACCGUGGCCUCGCCGCGCUCGGCAGUCACGCGGCGUCACUCACCGCGCUCGACAUCUCGGGCAACGAAACUGUGACCGACUCGGGCAUCGAGGCGCUGCUCGGGCCUGGCAUUGUGGCGCUCGCGCGGCUCAACAUGGCAUGGUGCACGCAGCUUACCGACGCUGCGCUCCGUGCGUUUGUAGCGCACAUGCCGCGGACCUCGGCUCGCAUCGACUUUAACGCCUCGGGAUGCUCGCUGCUAACCUGCGCGAGCCUCGCGCGGCUGGCGGCCACCGCCGGCCCGCUCCUCUCGUCGUUUGUGGUCGCGGGCAUGCCCGCGCUCGCUGACGCUGUGCUCGACGCACUUGCCGACUGUUGCCCCAAUGUGCAGCACGUCGACGUGUCGGGCGCCGGCGAGGUGACGUCCCCGGCGCUGAGCCGGGUCUUUGCCACCGGUGCCCUCCUCCGUGACGUCGACGUGGCGCGGACGUCGCUCGACGACACGGGGCUCCUUGCGCUGCACCGGGCUGCGAGCCGGUUGCGGCACCUCGACUGCUCCAACACGGCGAUCACCGACCAGGCAGCGCUUGUCGUCUUUGCCGACCUCCCGCACCUGCGCUCGCUCUCGAUCGCCGGAUGCGCCAGCAUCACCGACGCACCGCUGGCGGUUCUUUACGACACCGCGCCGCAUCUGCGGUCGCUCGACAUCUACGGCUCGCAACAUGUCUCGAUUGCGCUCGUCCGCAAGUUCCGGGCGCGCGGCGUGGUCGUCAUCCGCUCCAAGCACCACAAGCGUGACUGACGACGGCAUAUGACCAUGCGUUAAACAUCCUUUACCGGC